Molecule: messenger RNA, 3508 nt
Organism: Ictidomys tridecemlineatus (thirteen-lined ground squirrel)
Lineage: Eukaryota; Metazoa; Chordata; Mammalia; Rodentia; Sciuridae
Source: RefSeq, a predicted model, not a curated record
AGAAGCUUGAUUCUUUGCUCUCAGACUACGAUAUCCUCUCUCUUGCCAAUAUCCAGCAGCACUCCAUAAGGAAAAGGGAUCUGCAAGCCUCAACACAUUUGGAAACAUUACUAACUUUUUCAGCUUUGAAAAGGCAUUUUAAAUUGUACUUGACAUCAAGUACCGAACGCUUUUCACAAAAUUUCAAAGUUGUGGUGGUGGAUGGUGAAGAUGAAAGCGAGUACACUGUAAAAUGGCAAGACUUCUUCAGUGGACAUGUGGUUGGUGAGCCUAACUCUAGAGUCCUAGCCCAUAUAGGAGAUGAUGAUGUUAUAAUAAGAAUCAACACAGAUGGGGCAGAAUAUAACAUAGAGCCACUUUGGAGAUUUGUUAAUGAUACUGAGGACAAAAGAAUGUUAGUUUAUAAGUCAGAAGAUAUCAAGAAUGUUUCACGUUUACAGUCUCCAAAAGUAUGUGGUUAUUUAAAAGUGGAUAAUGAAGAGUUGCUUCCAAAAGGACUGGUAGACAGAGAGCCACCUGAAGUGCAUACAAAUUCAUAUUAGAGUUUGUUCAUCGAGUGAAGAGAAGAGCUGAUCCUAAUCCCAUGAAGAACACUUGUAAAUUAUUGGUGGUAGCAGAUCAUCGCUUUUAUAAAUACAUGGGCAGAGGGGAAGAAAGCACCACUACCAAUUACUUAAUAGAGCUAAUUGACAGAGUUGAUGACAUCUAUCGGAACACUUCGUGGGAUAAUGCGGGUUUUAAAGGUUAUGGAAUACAGAUAGAGCAGAUUCGCAUUCUCAAGUCGCCACAAGAGGUAAAACCUGGUGAAAGGCACUACAACAUGGCAAAAAGUUACCCAAAUGAAGACAAGGAUGCUUGGGAUGUGAAGAUGUUGCUAGAGCAAUUUAGCUUUGAUAUAGCUGAAGAAGCAUCUAAAGUCUGCCUGGCACACCUUUUCACAUAUCAGGAUUUCGAUAUGGGAACUCUUGGAUUAGCUUAUGUUGGUUCUCCCAGAGCAAACAGUCAUGGAGGUGUUUGUCCAAAAGCUUAUUAUAGUCCAGUUGGGAAGAAAAAUAUCUACUUGAAUAGUGGUUUGACCAGCACAAAAAAUUAUGGUAAAACCAUCCUUACAAAGGAAGCUGAUCUUGUUACGACUCAUGAAUUGGGACACAAUUUUGGAGCAGAACAUGAUCCUGAUGGUCUAGCAGAAUGUGCUCCGAAUGAGGACCAGGGAGGAAAGUAUGUUAUGUAUCCUAUAGCUGUGAGUGGUGACCAUGAGAACAAUAAGAUGUUUUCAAACUGCAGUAAGCAGUCCAUCUAUAAGACUAUUGAAAGUAAGGCCCAGGAGUGUUUUAAGGAGCGGAGCAACAAGGUGUGUGGGAACUCCAGGGUGGAUGAAGGAGAAGAAUGUGACCCCGGCAUCAUGUACCUGAAUAAUGACACCUGCUGCAAUAGCGACUGCACACUGAAACCAGGUGUACAGUGCAGUGACAGGAACAGUCCUUGCUGUAAGAACUGUCAGUUUGAGACUGCCCAGAAGAAGUGCCAGGAGGCUAUUAAUGCUACCUGCAAAGGCGUGUCUUACUGCACAGGGAACAGCAGUGAGUGUCCACCACCAGGAAAUGCUGAAGAUGAUACAGUUUGCUUGGACCUUGGCAAGUGUAAGGAUGGGAAGUGCAUCCCCUUCUGUGAGAGGGAGCAGCAGCUGGAGCCCUGUGCGUGCAACGAAACUGACAACUCAUGCAAGGUGUGCUGUAGAGACCGUUCUGGCCGGUGUGUACCCUAUGUCGACGCUGAGCAAAAGAACCUAUUUUUAAGGAAAGGGAAGCCCUGUACAGUAGGGUUUUGUGACAUGAAUGGCAAAUGCGAGAAACGAGUACAGGAUGUAAUAGAGAGAUUUUGGGAUUUCAUUGACCAGUUGAGCAUCAAUACUUUUGGGAAGUUUUUAGCAGACAACAUCGUAGGAUCUGUCCUGGUUUUCUCCUUGAUAUUUUGGAUUCCUUUCAGUAUUCUUGUUCAUUGUGUGGAUAAGAAAUUGGAUAAGCAAUAUGAAUCGCUGUCUCUGUUUAACCCCAGUAAUGUUGAGAUGUUAAGCAGCAUGGAUUCGGCCUCAGUUCGAAUUAUCAAGCCCUUUCCUGCACCCCAGACUCCAGGCCGCCUGCAGCCCCUACAGCCUACCCCUGUGAUGCCACCAGUGUCUGCUGCUCCAAAACUGGACCACCAGAGAAUGGACACCAUCCAAGAAGACCCCAGCACAGACUCACAUAUGGAUGAGGAUGGCUUUGAAAAGGACCCCUUCCCUAACAGUGGCACAGCUGCCAAGUCCUUUGAGGAUCUCACGGACCAUCCAGUCACCAGAAGUGAAAAGGCUGCUUCCUUUAAACUGCAGCGUCAGAAUCGUGUGGACAGCAAAGAAACUGAGUGCUAGUGAGGGUCAUGUCCUAAGUGAUUUUGACUUACACGUGCAAAUAUUUUUAUAAAUUUGGCCUAGAAGCAUGGCAUAUAUCUUGUGAAGAACUGGGAGGAAUAAGGAAAUUACUCAACAGCAAAUGCUGGCCAUGUGUUUGAGCUUCCUUCACAUAAGCAGUGCUGUCUAGUUAAGACCCUCUUCCUUUGAAAAGGUCAGGUGAAUCUGGCUUAUUUUCAGACUUUCAGGUUUUAGUGUUUUUGAGUUUCAAAACAGCCUUUGACCUGGUGGUGCAAAAGCAGAAAAUACAGCUGGGUUAGAUUACUGUAAAUUAACCUUUAUGUUGAUAACAGCACUGAUCUUUUAUAUACUGUAAUGACCCUAUGAGGCACUUAGCAGUUAUUUGAGAGGACAACUGGAACAAUUUUUUUUUUUCAAGUAAAGGCAAAGGAAUGAGAUAAUCUAUUAUUGCCAAAACGUGGGUGUUUCUAGGUAUUACCCAGAUCUUUUCACAGCAGGGAGAAAGCUACAUCUAAACUUACAAAUAAUUUGGGUGAAUAGGGUUUUUUUUCCUAAGGCUAGUGCUUUCUAGAAUUAAAACAACCUAGUUUAUAGUGAAGUUUACAAUAGUUAAAUAUAUACAUAGCCUGUUAAUUUCUCAGGUCUCCGAUUUGCUGGGUAGCUUUUCUGUGUUUUAUAAGUAUCUUCAUAUAUCCCUAAUAUUGUUUACUAUGCGUUUAAAAAUUCUUUAUCCACAGUACUACAAAAUAUGAUCCAAAAAAACACAGUUGCCUAUUGUUAAGUUAGUGGACAAGAGGGUAAAUGAGAUACUUUUAACCAAAGAACAGGUUGUUUUGAAUAUGCUGAGAUGUGACAAGCCAGGAAAGGGAACACUGCCUGUCCUGGGGCAGGGGUCUGGCCCUACCAGACCUGAUACUUCAGAAACCCUUUUUAAUUACCCACAAGUAGAUGGUCACAUGACUUCUUGCCAAGUGCUUCAGGAUUCUGGAUGGUCUGUUGUUACCGUGUGAAGGAUUAAAAAAAAAAAAAAAAUCAUAGCCUGAAUUCUGAUCUUCAUAAAAUUACUUGUUUUCUCCUGUGAACUAAAAUGUGCUUACCAGA